Molecule: messenger RNA, 5032 nt
Organism: Brienomyrus brachyistius
Lineage: Eukaryota; Metazoa; Chordata; Actinopteri; Osteoglossiformes; Mormyridae
Gene: cfap77
Product: cilia and flagella associated protein 77
Exons: 8
Coding region: 3508-4230 (240 amino acids)
Source: RefSeq, a predicted model, not a curated record
AGCUUGAAUGGAAUUGAACUAAACUUCAUUAAAACGAACGCUGUUUUAUUGACUCCACUAUUAAUAAAUAAUGCAAAUUAAAGUGAUUUAGUAUUUCUUCCUGAUAAUUUAACACAGUGUGAAGUUGAACACAAAAAUUAAGGGCAGUAUUUAGUUAAUGCAGCUGGUAAAACUGAAUAUUAAUUGCACAAUUUGUUAAAUGAAUUCUUCUAUCAAAAUUACUUAAAGAACUCGGUUGGAACAAAAACCAGUAUAUCUAGUGGUUAGUCGGGACAAGAAUUUAAAAACACCGCUGUAGCCCAAAUUCUGCUCUUAUUACAACAUCAUGUUAUUAUUGUAUUUUACAUGUGUUUGGCUAGAGUUCCUCCACAUGAUUCGACUUGUAAUCGAACUUUCUUCGAGCGUGACAGAACUGUAAGUAACAAACGCAUCUUGUGUACUCUGUACAGUUCAUACAGCUCAUCGAAAAUGUCUUACGUACUUUGCGUGGAGUGGGCGUUUAGGCGUUAUUCCCGUAACAUAAUUACGUAUUUUUCAGUGACUUACAACCUUACUGAAAUUUCAGAUAAAACCAAGAGAUAUCAUGUAAGACCCUUUCAUAAUCAUUAUGAUUCUGUAAAAACAAACUGAAGCGAUUAUGUUUAACACAGUAUAAAACUGAUAAUUUCUAUAUAAUUCACAAAGGUCAAAAAGAAUAACUAUUAAAAGAGUGCUAUAAACCUAUUUCAGAAAGGUACAGAUCAGGGCAGUACUAAAACUGUACUCUCAAAGAUCACGGAAUGGUGUAAAGAUCAUCGGUAAGAGUAAUACAGCACCGUCAGGAUAAUGCAAAGGUCAGAACAUCUUUCCACAGCGCGUGACAUUUUCAAUUCGAUACAAGUCUGCACACACAUGCACACACAUUUACACGUAUGUGACAGUUUAUACCUUGUAAAUGGGCUUUAGGGUUUGCAAACUACUUCUAUGCUUUUGAUGUAGCUAGUUUUAGCUUUAUAAUGGAAUAAUAUAGGUUUGCCAUAAGAUUUCUUGGCUGAGGCUGCGAGUCUGAAAGCUUGCAUGAGAGUUGGCAAUCCUGCUUCCAAGUCAACUGGGUGUGCUAUCAAGAGUCCAACUGCAACCUUAAAGGAGCUUCCUUUACCCCAAACUAGGAUGCAACAUAAUACCUAUUUUAAGAAACUAUAGGACAUGAAAACAGGUGGAUGGAUGGGGGAUCGAUGUCUAUGUGGAAUAUUAAUACACAGAUAAGUGUCUGGAAGUCCCAAGCAAGCAACUGCACAGUGAAUAAGUAAGAGUCUACGGCAGGGGAUGAUGUUAGUUUGAUGAUGAGGUGUUCCCAAAAGCGAUAGAGGGCAGUGAGGGACUCUCCAGAUCAGUUGGAUUUUGGUAGCUUGUUCUGCCAUCCAGAAAUGGCAUAUUUAACAAGUUUAGUAUGAGACUUUUUUCCACAUGGUGGAAGAAUUACCAUGUACCAAUCACCUGCUGAUUGUAGCAGGCGGAUUGGAAACCAGGCCCUGGUGAGUGACUUAAUGUAGGUGCUGUUCUAUUGUUGCUGGCAAACAUCUGCAGCUGGAUGCAAGUACCACUGGAGCCACUGCAGGGAAACAAGGAGAGGUGUAACAUAAAUGCAUUUUGACUGAUUAAAUGCUAUAAUACUUCUGCAUUUUGGAACACCUGCAGUGGUUUCUCAGCAGAGCCUGGAAUCCCUGCUAACAGAUAUUCAGAAAAGCUACACUGGUUCUAACUGAUACACAGCAGACUAUGUAUUUCAUUUAACUUCUCUAUGUAUUUAUAAGGUGUAACCACUGGACCAGGUGCAAUAUUCAUAUUUAUAGGUUUCCAGACAUUGGCUUGUCCUACUGUUUUCCCCAAUCUGCCUGUGUGAAUGGGGGUGAAUCCAGAGCAACGGUUAGCCGGCUAGGGUUACUUGUAUUGAAAUCUGUCAGAGCUUCUUGUUCAAUGCAAGUAAUUUUACCCUUAUAUGAAUCAGCUCAUGUGUUAAAGUACAUAACUGAAUUAUUUUUGUAUUGUAAGCUUUAUAAAUGAAGUGUAAUAGGUCAAUUUGCAUGUUUUACACAUGACGUGAGAUAUGCAAUUUGUGUAUGCGACUUCACAUGACUUUUUUAGGGCUGCUAUGCACGUUUACUACUAAACCAAGCAAAUUAUUGAUCAUUCAUCAAGUAUGAAUCAUAGUAAGAAACUUAUGCAAUUACUAAUAAUUGAGGCCAAGUCUGAAUUUCUGUCACAAUUCGGCGACAUGAGUGUUGCAUUCAGCUAAGCAAUGGCUUCAUGAUAAUUAAAAUAGAAUGUAUGUUCUUUAUUAGGCUAGAAGCAAUUUCUGCUUGAGUAAAUCUACUCGUCCAUCUAAAGUACAGCGGCGGUGAGCCGGAAACUUACACCAGGAAAUUCAGCACUGGUUCCAAAUACCAUAGGAUGGCAGUACAUAUACCAGGGGUGGGGAAUCUGUUCCCUGGAAGGCCAGUGAGGGUGCGGGUUUUUGGGAUGACCUCUCAAUCAGCCAAUAAUAAAGCAGUGGGUCUCAACUCCAGUCCUGGGGACCCACUGUUUUUGGCUGAUUGAGAGGCCAUGCCAAAAACCAGCACCCACAAAGGGCCUCCAUGGAUCAGGUUCCCUAUCUUUGACAUACACGCAGAAACAUACUACCAUACACCAUAGGCAAUUUAGAAAAGUCAGUUAAUCUAAUAGCUACACCGCUUUACUCACUAGGAUAAAACUAUUUUAUUAGAUUAACUUCGUGACACGCAGUUCCAUUGUACGGUGUUACAGUUUUAUUCCGAUUUUAAAUUCUUAAACGUGUAUGUUUCACCUAUUUUUCCUUUAAAUACGUUCCUUUAAAUAGACCCAUUUAGGUUUAAUCUUUGUUAAUUGUGUUAAUUGUUAAGGCACACCUGUGGUUAAUGUGCGUUUAAUUCACUAUUGUCAGCGAUAAUAACAGAUUCCCCUCUAGCUUACAUAUAGUUUCUAUAAGGAAGCCGCAGAAACCCGACGCAACGCAAACAUCAUCCGGAAGUUGUCUGUUGCCAUGGUAGCGCACAACAACAACAACUAAAAGACGAACUUGAAAGAACGGUGUGAUUUGUUAAAUUAUUACAUAAAAUUGCCGUUGCGGUUUUACUUAAAAAGCUAUAAAAUAUUUACCUGCUAAUACGAAGAGUACAAAGGAUGUUAUUAAAGAAUCACGUCUGACUGAUAUCAAUAUUGGCGACCACACCAAUCCUAGGUUUGUUAAAAUUUGCUUUUAAGGAUUGCAUUGAGUUAAUACAAACCAACUGUGUAUGAUGAACUUAGGAAGAACAAAACUUUUUGUUUUAAUGAGAAAAUAUCCAUCCACAAAAAGUAACUACAGCACUUUCAAAUUAGACUGUCGGCUCCAGAUCGGCAUCCUUGGCGCUGCCAUCGGAAAACUGAAACUUCAAACUAAGGCUUAAGGCCAGCAUAUGAUCUUCCCUACCAUUCCUUGAGGCCUGAUUAUCCUGGAAACCAAGGGGAAUGGAGGCUACUCAAGUCGGAGUGGUCAGGGACUCCAUGCGGGCUAAUCCGCUUUUAAUUAGGCCAGCUUUAGGGAAGACGACGUCGAAAGGUCUGUCGCUGCCAGGCCCUGACUUCGUGUAUGGGUCCAUGCCUGUCACCCACGACGGCGGCGUCGCUGAAGCCAUCUCCCACUGGCACCUGCCCUCUCCUCCCAGCACUGUCUGCCGUAGAAGAGUGGAGAAGGAUUUCGUGGCCCUGAAUCGGGAGGGGGUCAAGUCUGGCUUGGUGACAGCCAAAGAGCAUCACCAGUACCGCGCCACGCAUGACAUCCGUCUCGCCCCGUCCAAGGGAGGUUCCCGUAUGUCAGCCCCCUCGCGGCUUCCCCUGGACAUGACCUUUGGCGUCGCCACGCGCCCCUCCACCCCCAUCUCGGAGCUCUUGGGGCACAGGUACGCUCAAAUCUGGCUGGAGGAUCAGCAGGCUAAGGACAGGAACCUUCUAGAACGUCGGAAGAAGAGACAGCUGGGCCAUAUCCCAGAGACAUGCACGACCCUGCUCAGGAAGUGUCAGCCCCUGGAGGAGCCGGCGGCCUUGUGGAAACUGCCCCGCUUCCAGAAGGUGGGACCUGCCUUAGACACCUUCCGUGAUCCAGGAGCUCGGAAGAAGGCCUUUCAUGCCCAUUUCUCAGACUCGGCGGCGCGACGAGGGCUUCUGGGCCAGGGCACCUACAACGUGAACUAGACCAGGCUAGGCAAAGAUAGCAGGGGGGAGGAAAAGAUGGGGGGGAGUGAGAAUGUGGGGGAGGGGGGCGAGGAAUAAAAAUCUACACGUACACAUUCAUCUUGUUUUUCGCCAUAUUAUUCUGCGGGUAUCAGUAGGUGUAACGAAACUUUGAUAAAGCCCGUAACCAUAAAUUGAAGAUGAUUUAUUUAAGCUGUAUUUGCUGGUGAGUGUUAUGUGGAGAAGCAAUGACAAGGUCCACACGUGUGAAGAGUGCAACUUUAAGUGCUGACUGGCAUAAAAUCAGGCUUACAAAGACACAGAAAUAAACAACUAAGCCAGUCAGCUUCCAAUUGGGAAAGUUUAAAAUCGGUGACAUUUACGUACAGUGACAUUUAUGGAUUGUUGGUACUGGAGUUUCCGCAAGAGCAGUGGAGCGGUUUACAACGGGCCUGUACUGCAGCGACGGAGAGCACACAGCCUGGCGCUGCAGUGUGUGCAGCACGUUCUGCCCCCGACCCGUGCGGCAUCCCCCCAGUGGCAGCUCGCAAUCAGACCCGGUCCCAGUGGGAGCAGGGAUCAAGGUGCACAUCUCCAGUCUUGCCUUCAGUUGUUAGGGCUUGUCGAAAAUUCACAUGUUGCGAACCGUGUAAAUGAUACGUGAAACAGGAGACCGCUUACUACACAGUAAAGUUUUCUCUCACUAUUUUGUGACAUUGCCUGGCUUUCCUCUCUGUUCGGUCAUAACACAGACAUCAUCCGUAUAUGCUUAUACUACCUUAAUACUAUGUAAAUGAGAAUAAACUGGUAAAAUUAAGAUGAA